AUGACAUACUCACGAGUCGGUGUGGUUACCGGCGCCAACAAGGGCAUCGGAUAUGCAGUUGUCCGACAGCUCGCGCUGCAAUACCCUAAUUCUCACCUGAACAAUGGUUCGCUGCUCAUCUAUCUGACUGCGCGCGACAAAUCUCGCGGCGAGGAGGCGCUCAGCAAGAUCCAGGGCGACGCGAAUCUCAAGGAGGCCAAGGCCCUGUCUACCCACGGUGGCGCGGCGGACAUCAAGUACCACCAACUCGACAUCUCAGAUUCAUCCAGCAUUUCGAAUCUCGCCUCGUUUCUGAAGAAGGAGCAUCCCGAUGGCGUUGACUUUAUCAUCAACAACGCUGGUAUCGCCAUGCAAGGAUUUGACUCAAACGUGGUGAAGAACACCCUAGCGUGCAACUACUACGGCACACUUGAAGCGACACGCGCCUGGAUCCCGGUCAUGAAGCCAGACGGACGCAUCGUCAACGUCGCAUCAGUAUCGGGGUCCCUAAGCAAGUACUCGCCAGAAAUCAAGCAGCGCUUCCUUGACGCACAGUCUGUGUCGGACGUCACCAAGCUGAUGGAAGACUUCACCGCCGCGGUCGGGAAGGGCACGCACGAGAAGCAAGGUUGGCCUAGCGCGGCGUACGCGGUCUCCAAGGCCGGCGAGAUUGGCAUGACCAAGGCCAUCGCCAAGGAGUUGCAGGAUAAGGGGAGUAAGUUGCUCGUCAACUCGUGCCAUCCUGGGUACGUGGUCACGGAUAUGACGCGAGGCGGCGGCACGAAGACGCCUGAUGAGGGCGCGCAGACACCUGUGCAUCUGGCGAUUGCGGAUAUUGGUGGCAAGAGUGGAGAGUACUGGUCUGAUGAGAAGGUCGCCAGAUGGUGA
Messenger RNA from Colletotrichum phormii, 867 nucleotides. Its product is annotated as carbonyl reductase. Gene Ontology annotation, molecular function: oxidoreductase activity. NCBI's taxonomy places the organism in Eukaryota, Fungi, Ascomycota, Sordariomycetes, Glomerellales, Glomerellaceae. The record is from RefSeq and is a predicted model, not a curated record. The transcript has 3 exons. The coding region runs from base 1 to 867 and encodes 288 amino acids.